Molecule: messenger RNA, 633 nt
Organism: Trichoderma breve
Lineage: Eukaryota; Fungi; Ascomycota; Sordariomycetes; Hypocreales; Hypocreaceae
Exons: 1
Coding region: 1-633 (210 amino acids)
Source: RefSeq, a predicted model, not a curated record
AUGGAUCCCCCUCCAUCCUCUCAAUAUCAACUUCAUGAUGAUUCUCAAGACGAAUCCCAAGACGAGCCUCAAAUUGCUCCCCCUCCAUCCUCCCAAUCCCACUUUGACAAAUUCCAAAACUUCACGCCUAGCCACGACGCGCCCUUCGACAAGGAAUUCGCCCGCCUCGCCUUAUCCCAGCAAUGGAUCCCCGGCUCCCAGCAAUACACAAAGCAGCGCACAAUCGCCAUGCGCGAAGAGCUCAAAACGCACUACUUCUCCGCUCAAUCCCAAAACCCCAACAGCAGCACCCAGGAAGAAGAAGCAGAGCUCACGGAGGAAGAAAUCCUGCAGGGCUACCAAGAUCUAUGCGUCGAGGUCGGCAUCCCGCCGUGUGACACUACUGCUGAGUGCAAGGAGAAUCUUAAGAAGAAGCUGGUUAAUAUUGUGGAUUUGAUUGAUGCGAGGCGCACGGGGAAAAAGGUGAGGGUGUGGCGCGACUUUCAGGCGUUUCGGAAGUAUACAUUGCAAAAGGAACAUAGAAUCAGCGUCGACGAGGCGAAAAAGGAUGGUGGGUAUCUUUCGUCUUUGCUGCAGCAUUUGCGACAUCCGCGGGACCAAAGAAGAUCCAAAUUGAAGAAGGCGCGGGUAUGA